Pseudomyrmex gracilis is the source of this 1029-nucleotide messenger RNA. Its product is annotated as histone-lysine N-methyltransferase SETMAR-like. Bases 1 to 1029 code for a protein of 342 amino acids. The record is from RefSeq and is a predicted model, not a curated record. Lineage: Eukaryota; Metazoa; Arthropoda; Insecta; Hymenoptera; Formicidae. The transcript has a single exon. Gene Ontology annotation, molecular function: nucleic acid binding.
AUGGAAGGAAAAAACGUAUAUUUUCGGUGCAUUUCGCUUUUUUAUUUCCGAAAAGGCAAAAACGCGUCGCAAACUCACAAAAAGAUAUGCGUCGUGUACGGAAAGAAUGCCGUAAGCGAAAGUGUGUGUAGAAAGUGGUUCCAAAAAUUUCGUUGCGGAGAUUUUGAUCUCCAAGAUGCUCCUCGCUUUGGUCGACCAGUCACUACUGAUCCUGAUCAAAUCAAGGCUUUAAUCGACUCCGACCGACAUUUGACAACUACGCAGAUCGGACAUAAUCUAAACAUUGAUCAUUCAACUGUUUCAAGACAUUUACGGAAGCUUGGGAUGGUAAAAAAGCUUGAUGUUUGGAUGCCGCACGAAUUGAGCGAAAAGAAUUUAAUUGACCGAAUGUCAGCUUGCGAUUUGCUGCUCAAACGCCAUCAAAACGAACCAUUUUUAAAGCGGGUGAUCAUUGGCGAUAAAAAAUGGAUUGUCUACAACAAGGUCAGUCGAAAAAGAUCAUGGUCGAAGUCCGGGGAGGCUGCUCAGACGGUCGCAAAAGCUGGGUUACACCCAAAGAAGGUCAUGCUCAGCAUCUGGUGGGAUUGGAAAGGCAUAGUCUAUUAUGAGCUGCUGCCACCCAACCAAACGAUUGAUUCGACCAAGUAUUGCUCACAAUUGGACAAAUUAAAGCGAGCAAUCGAUCAGGAGCGACCCGAAUUGGUGAACAGAAAAGGCGUUGUGUUCCACCACGACAACGCAAGACCACACGUUUCUUUGAUGACCCGACAAAAGUUAUUGCAGCUUGGGUGGGAUGUUUUGGUGCACCCACCAUGUAGUCCGGACCUUGCACCUUCCGACUAUCACUUAUUCCGUUCACUACAUAACAGUUUAAAUAAUAAAUCCUUCAGUUCCCUGGACGUUCUCAAAAAUCACUUAGAAGACUUCUUUGCAGAAAAAUCUCAAGACUUCUACAAACAAGGGAUAAUGAAGCUUGUGGAUAGAUGGCAGAAAGUCAUCGAACAGAAUGGGACAUAUAUAGUUGAUUAA